CGUUGUAAGGAAGGUGCUGGAAACCCGAUUGUUGUUCGCCAGUUAGCAUUCGUCGAAAUUAGCUGAGUUUUAUUGUGUGAAACUGUUCAGAUUUCCCUGUAAGCGUCGUUCUGGGUGGUUCAAGUAACAACGAUGACUGGGUCCAAUGAGUUCAAGCUGAACCAGGGUCCAGAGGACAGCAUCUCUGCAGUGAAGUUCAGCCCCAGCACUGCCCAGUUCCUGCUGGUGUCCUCCUGGGACUCCACCGUCCGCCUCUUCGAUGUCAGUGGGAACUCGCUGAGAACCAAGUAUCAGCACCUGGCUCCUGUUCUGGACUGUGCCUUUUAUGAUCCCACACAUGCCUGGAGUGGAGGACUGGAUAUGCAACUGAAAAUGCAUGACUUAAACACAGGGCAAGAUACAGUUGUGGGCUCACACGACGACACGAUUCGUUGUGUUGAAUAUUGUCCCGAAGUUAAUGUCAUGGUGACUGGCAGCUGGGACAGGUCAGUGAGGCUUUGGGACCCAAGAACACCCUGCAACGCUGGAACCUUCAGUCAGCCCGACAAGGUGUACACACUUUCUGUGGCAGGAGAUAGGCUGAUUGUGGGCACAGCAGGUCGCAGGGUCCUUGUGUGGGACUUGAGAAACAUGGGAUACGUCCAGCAAAGGAGAGAGUCCAGUCUGAAGUACCAGACCCGCUGCAUUCGGGCCUUCCCUAACAAGCAGGGCUAUGUUUUGAGCUCCAUCGAAGGUCGGGUUGCUGUAGAGUACCUGGACCCCAGCUUGGAGGUGCAGAAGAAGAAGUAUGCGUUUAAGUGCCACAGGCUGAAGGAGAACGGCAUUGAGCAGGUCUACCCUGUCAAUGCCAUCUCUUUCCACAGUGUUCACAACACCUUUGCUACAGGAGGCUCAGAUGGAUUUGUGAACAUCUGGGACCCUUUCAACAAGAAACGAUUGUGUCAGUUCCAUCGCUACCCCACCAGCAUUGCCUCUCUGGCCUUCAGCAACGACGGCUCUACGCUAGCCAUCGCCUCUUCGUACAUGCAGGAGCAGGGUGACAUCAGCCACCCUGAAGACGCCAUCUUCAUUCGCCAGGUCACGGAUGCUGAGACGAAGCCCAAGUCUACCUAAUAACUUCACGAAUCCUCAAAUCUCCCGAAACGUUCUAGGAAUUCUUCUGUCAUCCAGCUGAACCUGAAGGAUGAUGGUCUUUGAAUUAUCAUAUUGUUUUCUUUGUUGUGAAGUUUGUAUUCCUUAAUUCUAUCUUUUACAAACAUCAAGUGAGCUUUUUUCCUCAUUCUUUUAAUACUUCUGUAUAUAGUUAAAAUUUCAUGUUUCAGAAGAUGAAGCUACACUUUUCUGCCCCAUUUUAUUUUCACAUUUUAAAUGAGUUAUUUUUAAGGUAAUUUGACGUACGUAUGUUGUACAUAACGUAUUAAAAACCAACUACAGGAUUAAACUUUGCUGUUUAAAUGGCCAUACAUAAAGCAAAAGGCAUGUAAAACUAGCAGUUUUUUCAGUUAAGUUUUUCCUUGUAAAUAGAGAAACUUGUUGCAUGGAGAACUACUGAUUCAUUGUUUGUAUGGAUCCAAAAAGUGCAGCAAACAAGU
Messenger RNA from Scleropages formosus (Asian bonytongue), 1592 nucleotides. RefSeq names its product BUB3 mitotic checkpoint protein (gene bub3). The record is from RefSeq and is a predicted model, not a curated record. Gene Ontology annotation, molecular function: protein binding. Lineage: Eukaryota; Metazoa; Chordata; Actinopteri; Osteoglossiformes; Osteoglossidae. The transcript is spliced from 8 exons. Bases 133 to 1113 code for a protein of 326 amino acids.